Messenger RNA from Megachile rotundata (alfalfa leafcutting bee), 5937 nucleotides. It is a transcript of the gene rin, whose product is annotated as ras GTPase-activating protein-binding protein 2. The record is from RefSeq and is a predicted model, not a curated record. NCBI's taxonomy places the organism in Eukaryota, Metazoa, Arthropoda, Insecta, Hymenoptera, Megachilidae. Gene Ontology annotation, cellular component: ribonucleoprotein complex; cytosol. Gene Ontology annotation, molecular function: mRNA binding.
GUAUAAAGUAUACAUAAAUUUCUACCGUCUUAUGAAAUUCCCUUAUCACUUUUAAGGUUAUAUAAUAUGGAAGAUAUGAUGUUUGAUUAGAUUUCAUUCCAAGAGAGAACCGUACCAAUUCUGCGCAUCUCGACAGAUCAAAAGACUCCGCAAUAUAUGUGUGACGCCAAUCUAAUGUCUACUUUUUAUUUAAUGAUCAUAUACAUAGUGAACAAAAAAUAUAUGAAUGCAAGAAAAAAGUCACGUAAGAAAGUAUACUAAAUAAAAGGUCACUAAAUAUACAGACUCAGAAACAGAAAUGUUGUGACGAACAUGCGCAUUAUUUUUAAUUACGAAAGCGUCUUAAAACCAAUCACAAUAGAUCUGCGUAAAAGACAUCUAAACGUGGUCUUUCUUUCAGUUUUCAACUUACACAACUCCAUCUUGCAAGGAAUAGUGUAGGAAGAAAUAUUCCUAGCAAAUAUUCUAGGGACAAAACAAAUACCAAUUUCGGUGUAGUUUCCAUAAGAUCCGCAAAAGGUUGAUGUAAAAAUCCCGUUAGAGUCGCUCGUCUACACGCGACCGGUGCUUUUGUGCAGGUUCCGCUGCAUGUGCUGACAUCAAGGUGCUUGGAGCAUACAUUGAACUGUUUUUAUAAUUAACAUUAUUGUGAACUGUUGUUGCUCGUACAAACUUUUUGUUUUCAUCACAGCAUCUCGUUUGAUCGGGAAAAAGCAUUGGGUUGUGUCGCGUAUUAGUGAUUCCAUCGGAAUUGUAUUUUUACGCUGUAAUGUUUGGAUAAGAAAAAGAGAAUAGUACAUGACGAUUAUAUAAAUUCAAAGUAUUAUUUUAGACGUUAGGAGUAAGAAAAUGGUCAUGGAGGCAUCCCCUUCUCCACAAAAUGUCGGUCGUGAAUUUGUCCGACAGUAUUACACUUUACUUAAUCAAGCACCUGCGCAUCUUCAUAGGUUCUACAAUCAACAUUCUUCCUUUGUGCAUGGAGGAUUAGAUUCUAAUAGAGAAUCAACUCCUGCUAUUGGGCAAAAACAAAUACACCAAAAAAUUCAACAACUGAACUUUCGUGAUUGCCAUGCAAAGAUAAGUCAAGUUGAUUCGCAACUUACUCUUGAGAAUGGUGUUGUAGUACAAGUGUCAGGAGAACUGUCUAAUGCGGGGCAGCCGAUGCGUCGUUUUACGCAAACGUUCGUGUUGGCUAUACAAGCGCCAAAAACGUAUUAUGUACAUAACGAUAUAUUCCGCUACCAAGAUUUGAUCUUUCCUGACGAGGAGGAAACGGAUGUAGGUGGUGUAGAAGGAGGUGUAGGUGAAUCAGUUGAGAGAGAAGGAGAAGAGGGAGUACGUUCCGAAGCAGAGGAAGAGGAACAUCAAAAUCGGGGACAGCAGCUUACAGCACCAGCUGCAACGACGGAACCACAAACUCAGCCGCCGCUUAUUCCUGCACAGCCAUCUGUACUUCAACAGCAACAACAAAUGUAUUAUGCUCCACCGCCACAGCAGUCCCAUGUACAUCCUGUAAUGCAGCAGGUUUUGAAUGGAUCAGUCCACGAAGAAACGCCACUGAUUAAUCAGCAACCCCAACAGCAGCAGCAGCAGCAACAACAGCAACAGCCUCCACCACCACCACCUGCGCAACAGCAUCAGUACAUAACUGAGUCCACAUCGCAAACGGAAUUUGUGCAAGAAGCAGAAUUAGACACUUCAACUGAACCGCAACAACCAGCGGAAAGCGAACCACAACCUCAAACGAAUGAAACUCGCGAACAACCCGAGGCUGAAACGUUCACUGCUUCUGCACAAGAAUCCGAACCAGAACAUCAAGUGUCGAACACAAGUGUGACCAGUAGCGGACCGAAAACGUACGCCAAUCUUGUGAAAUCCUUCCCCAGUACCACCGGCGCAACUAGUCCUCAAGCCCCCAAGUUGUCUAUGUCACCGCCACCGAUGACGAACUUGCGAUUAGAUGACAGGUCACCGUUACAUCCGACCAGCAGUGGACCCGCGCUUUCUACGUCAACGAAUGUUUCCACGCCUCAGCAACAGACUCACAGAGUUGGAAACCAGCAACCACAGCAGCAACAGCAUCAGCAACAACGAGCUCCGAGAGGGGGAGCAGUACAACGAGAUGGUGACCGCCGUGGUACGAGGCAAAGUCAGUACAGUGAUGCUCAUCAACUAUUCCUUGGAAACUUGCCGCACAAUGCGUCUGAAGAUGAUUUACGCCAAGUGUUUGAAUCUUACGGUAGGGUAGUAGAGCUACGUAUACACAGUAAAUCGAAUGACAGGUGCAAAGGGGCACAAGGAAACAAUACUGGAAAAGUGCCUAACUACGGAUUCAUCACUUUCGAGGACCAGCAAGUUGUCAACAAGGUGUUGCAGAAUUUGCCGAUUUAUUACCCUGCUGAAAAUGGGCAAAAACUGAACGUGGAAGAGAAGAAGGUCAGGCCUAGAAUGUCGAUGGACGGCAGCGGUGGACGGUUGAAUUCUAACGAUGGAAACAUGAGAGCCAUGGGAGGCCAACAACAGCAGCAACAGCAACGAGGUCCAGGUGGUCCAGGAGGCGUGAUGAGAGGCGGUCAACACGGAACAAGAGGUGGACGCGGAGGAUUUUCACGUGGCGGUGACGGCGCAAGGGGUGGCGGUGGAAUGCGACAACCCGGUAAUCCAAGCAACCCAAGCUACCAAAAUCGCCGCUAAUACUUCAACCAACGUUUAAGGCAUCUCCAGUUUCUUUCUUCUUGAACAAGUCAUCGGUAUAUAACUACCAUCCUCAUUUCCAGACUCAAAAACCCAGGACUAUCUCACAUUACGCUUAAACAUCGCUUGCAUUGUUCUCGUUAAGAAACAACUGUAGAUGGUGCAGCUCAAAUUGUAUGAAACACGAACUCGACGAACGGAUAAUCGGGUUAUCGCAUUUAAGCUAGGUUUAUCGAGCUCGCGAAUAAGAGUAAUAAAUAUAGUAAAAUAAUUUCAUUGAACGUUCGACCGGAUCCGUUGGAUAUUCGAUGAACGAAACACCGCGAGUUCGCCCUUCAUACAUCAACGUCAGGCAACCUUACGAUGAGAAUACAAAAAAAUAUGUUCACUCACACACACAUGUACACACAGAACAGAGCGGCGCGUGAUAAUCUCGUUAAAAAUGCAGUUGUGUUUCGUCUCCCGAAAGCCCAAGAAGCAAAAAUGAUCAAGUUGUGAUGAAGUGCAAACGAUAUAAACUGGAACUGAAUAAAAAGGGACGGAGGAAAGGACAGAAGCGCUUGCGCACACCACGUCGAACCAGAAACAGUUUUGUUCUUUGUCGGAUGAACGACACCGAAAAAAAAGAAAACCAUACGUCGCUCUUUUAGUUCUUUUUUGUUUUUCCGAUCGCAGUAAGGAGACACCGGCGGUACGAAUUUCCGCUGUCGUAUAAAUAAGCCAAACUAAAAAACGAAAUUAAAACGAGAGGAUACGAACCGUUGUGUUUCACAAACAAAAGUAUCGCCGUGCACAUUUCAUAUGCUCUCGAGUUAAUGUUCAUUGACUGCCGAUUAAACGUUCCACCUUACACGUAGAAAAAGUCGGCAAUAAUGUUUAUAGGUGGUAGUUGGUCGAUGUUGGGUUAAAGGAGUAAAAAAGCUGUGGCUGUUCUCUGGUCGCAUACAAAAAGACAGCCGAUUUUUCUCACGAAGCAUGGCCGAUUAUCAAUCGACCGGUAUCGAUUGGUAAUGGGACAUUUCUUAGACUGCAGCUGGUCUCGCCGUUUCCUAAUUCAUUUGCGCAAGUGUCGCUUAAUGCUCUAUUUUCGUUUCCAUCUGCUGACUUUUUCUUUCGUUUGAUUUUAUCCUCUUCUGCAUUCGCGUAUUUCCGUGCAAUUUGGCUGUCGCUUUCUUUCCCUCUUAUUUAUCCCUCACCGAUUUACUUUAAGCAUCAUUUUUUAACCUUAGAGCAAAUUACUGUCUUUAAAAUUCCAAUAAAAGCUCGAUAAGUAUUCGAUGGUCGCAGAACUCGUGCACUCUUCAAAGACUAAAAUAGUCUUUCUGCAAAGUGUAUUGAAACUGGUGUUAUUCUUGUAACUAUUGUGCAUACAUAAAUAGGUACGAUAAGUGUUUGUAUGAAGAUAUUAAACUUAAUUCAUGUCAAUAAUAUCAUGUAUUAAUUAAGGUGGUAGUGUUUUCAGAGAAAGAACACCAGGAGACUUUUCUGCAGAAAGCGACACGAGUUCUGCGAUGCUUCUACUUUCGAAAUUGUCCUAAAUGUAAUUGACUGAUUGGAAGUUGAACUGAUGUACAGCGGCUUGGUAUGUGGCCUUAACGUUCUAAAUCUUCAAGCAGAAACUUUGGAAAUUUAUUUCACACAAAUUCGAAGUUUCUUUAGCAUCAAAGAGUGCCAUAUAUCGAGACUACGCUGUACACCGGCAGAGAAGAAACAUCGCGAAACGGUCGUUGCGCAUAAUAUCACGUGCCAUCUCGUCAAACGCAUGGAAAUUGACCGUGUUGGCACCGACAAAAAGAAAGAAAAGACAGGGGAUGAAUGAAAGCAACUCUGUAAUUCAGGAACUUAAGUGCACAGCGACUAAACCGCAAAACGCUACGACAUUAAGGCUGAGAACAUGUGAAAAGUAAUUAUUUACGUUUCUUAUUGAUCCAUUAAAUUGUUACGUAGUUUUCAUUAAACAUCCUCAAUAGUUUGUAAUCGAAUGCGUUACACAGAUCGUGUCCCGGAUGCAGCAGGGUCGUCAUCGAACACUUGGCCCUUGUUCCGAUUACCUCGAACACAGAAGACCCCUUUUUUCAAGGCACACAUUUGUUCAAAGCUUCGCUGAUUCGCUGUUUAUUAACGCGACGACGCUGCUUCAUCUUGGCCAUAAAUAAAGAGGCAAUUUCGCGUAGUUAGGUGGCUGAAUUAUUUCUAAUACCGAGCGAUUAGAGUGCUGUCAAACUUCUUGACUUUGUACUGUUCAUUCUCAUUACAUUUUGCCAAUGCGUGGGUCAGUCUAUGUAAUUUCAAUUGUACAAAUUUUAUAUUGUAUAUCCAUGCACCGGGUCGCUUACACUGUGGGUCAACAAAGUAUUGUCAUAUUCCAUCACUUUGUUUUAAUAAAACAAUUUAUACUGUAUUAGAUUAUAUUAGAAAAUUGUAUUAGGUUAUAUUAGAAAAUGUACUGCAUGUUUUUAAUAUUUUGUAACUGAUUUAGUGCUAGUUUUUAUUGAGGUCUACAAAUGUAAGCUUGGCAUAAUGUUUAAAGUUUGAGUAUUAAAUUAUGUGUAGUGAAAUUAAGUUAACAAAAUUAUUGAGUAGUAAAAUUAGAUAGGUUGAGAAUUAUGACAAUAAUAAAUCAGUAUGUCAGUAAGUUGUUGAUCCACUGUGGCAUCAUAUGGUUUAUGUCAUGCGAGCAUACUGCAGCACUUUAAUUUUAACAUUGUAAGAAAAUCUCCGAGAUGUAUAUACAGUUUUUAAGUAGAUUCGUUUCGAUAGUCACAGCAUUUUUAAUGCAAAAAUAUAAAUGAAUAAAUAAAGAAAAAGAAAGUGUUCAGAAGCCACGUACAGACGCGGGAUCAUCUCUUUAUAUUUGAACGAAAGCUCUGCAAAUUUUUAGUGUGAAUGUUUUUGUUUUUAAGCGACUAUUAUUAAUAAUGAUAAUAUUAAUAAUAAUAUUAAUAAUAAUAAUAAUAAUAAUACAAAGAUAAAUAUAAAUGAACGAAGGAAGAUAAAAUAAUUAUAAAGGAAUAUAAUUAGAGGAUGGCGAAUAAUAAGUUGUGAAUUUUUGUAGUAUACAUUUUUAUUUCGGUCUAUUCGGGCCAAUUUGUGUGUACAACCAAUGGUCAAACAACGUUACUACGACAAAAAUGAAAAAGAACAAUGUUAAAGGAAAAUGAGAGGAAAAAAGAAACAAAAACAAACAUCAAAUGUAUUGUAACAUUUUUGCAUUUAGUAUAAUAUACCUACCUUACUACCAAA